Schistocerca americana (American grasshopper) is the source of this 2994-nucleotide messenger RNA. RefSeq names its product immunoglobulin superfamily DCC subclass member 4-like. Gene Ontology annotation, molecular function: protein binding. The record is from RefSeq and is a predicted model, not a curated record. Lineage: Eukaryota; Metazoa; Arthropoda; Insecta; Orthoptera; Acrididae. Bases 174 to 2825 code for a protein of 883 amino acids. The transcript is spliced from 18 exons.
AAUAUCCUGUUUUAUAUUAAUAGCGCCAUGAUGGGAAAUGGAAAAGAGAAAUUUUUCGAGUUCCGUUUCAUCAGAAUGCUGAGAGACUAGAGUUCAAGUUCCAAGGAGAAGGUACUAAGGUUUACAAUCUUGGAAGAUGCACUAACAUUGAAUACCACGCUGUUGGCGCCCAGAUGUAUGUUGAUCCAGACACAGUGUGUCGCAAUGGGGGUGUGUGGAGCAGUACAACCCAAUCGUGCACCUGCCCACCAGGAUUUGUUGGCAUGUACUGCGAGGAAGGUUGUGGACCAAACAGAUAUGGAGAGAACUGCUCAAAACCCUGUUCAUUUCUGUCUAGUGCAUGCGAAGGACUUAUAUUUUGCACUAAAGAGUUGUGUUCAUGUGCUCCGGGCCUGCAAGGAGCCUACUGUGGUUCACCAUGUGACUCAAGAAAUUACGGAGCAUCUUGUCGUCAACGUUGUGGGAAAUGCAAAGACGAUGAACCCUGUGACCGGUACACAGGGAUGUGUUACACUGGAUGCUAUGACGGAUUUUACCCACCAUUUUGUCAGCAGACCUACAAGGUAUUAGGGAAUGCGCCAGAUGUAAUUGAAGAUAAUUACAAAUCUCUAAAGAUCAGAAUAUCGUUCGAAAACGUAACAGGAGAAGGAGAGCCAGUUUUCUAUGAAGUGCAAUACAAAGAAGAGAAACAAUAUGUUUGGUCAAAAUUAUCUCCAAGAGUAAUUCCCAAUGCAACAGAACUGGGAAUCACGGCAGAAUUAGAAAUUAUGGGGUUACUUGCUGGGAAAAACUAUGAAAUCCGAGUAAUUCUCAUUGAUAAGGAUGGUGGUAGUUACCAAACAGAUGUGCCAGAAAGUAAAGCAAGAACUAAAUGCAUAGAUCCAGUUCAAGGAGACUACAAAUUUGCAGUAAGCGAUGUAGAUGACACUAGUGUUCUCCUGGAAUGGUCUUAUGAACAUGAUAAGACUUCACUGACUUGUGAAAUAUUGGACUUCGAGCUGUCUGUUCUCUGUGGAAGCGAGAAUCUUAAAUUUCUCAUAACAGAGAAAAACGGUCUCUUCAGACUGUCAGAUAUUAUGCCUGACAUGACCUACAAUUUCCAACUGACUGGUAAAACUGUGACCGGCAAUAGGACUCUACCUACAGAGAUUGAAGUUCACACACUAGCUGCUGGCCCAGGGAGGGUGAGAGCAGCGAACGCAGCGCCCUCGCCGUCAGGCAGGCAGUUGCGUGUCACAUGGCUUCCUCCAUGGAAUUCACAAGGCCAAUCACUGCGGUAUAAAGUCAGAUAUCAGUGUGUUUAUUUCCUGGCAUGUGAAGAUGUCAACUGUGACGCAUCAUCUGGUGAUACUGAAGUAUCAACAACUGCAGUGGUACUUGAUCACCUACACUCACAUGCCCUGUACCAGAUAGAAAUAACAUCAGUGUCUGUUACUGGCCUCACAGCAGGAAGUCGUAUUAUCAAUGCUGUAACAGCACAUACAGCACCACACGUGGCACCCUCUGCUGCUGAAAAUCCAAUAUUUGCUGUGUCCAAUACAAGUGUUUCCCUAAGUUGGAUGCCUCCUGAAGACUGCACUGGUCUUAAUGGCUACAUUUAUGGCUACCAUUAUUCACUGGUUGAGAAUAACACAGAUGAGAUUAUUCAACAGGGAACAGUUGCCGAAAACAUUCUGAAUGUCAACUUCACAAACCUCACACCCAGCAACUGCUAUGAUGCUUACAUUACAGUUGUCGCCUCAGGUGGAACCAGUGACUCAGAUCAACUGAACAUUCCAUUCUGUACCAGUAGCACAGCUCCUGAACGAGUGCAGUCACUCAGUGUGUACAAGAGGGGUCGCAGAAUGGUUGGCUUGAGGUGGUCUCCACCACUCAACACGUACGGGGAUAUUGAAUACUUCACUAUCACGUACAGUAUAGAAGACAGUGGCCGUAACAGGAAACUUGUAACGGAACCGAAACGUUGUGGUGCUUGGCCCGAUCUCUAUUGUUAUACUGUUUCUGGUCUCUCACCAGGAAGGAAAUACCACUUUGAGGUCCAGGCUCGUAACAAAGAAGUAAACAUCGAUGGAGAACCUGCUGGAGUGGAAGCCAUCACAUUAGAAGGGGCUUCCACCCCACCAGUAAACCUGAGAAUAAUUAAUGCAACUGACAGCAGCAUGUUGGUGGAGUGGGGCAUGCCUGAUUAUAUCAAUGGGCAGCUCAGGUCUUUUAUAAUAAUUGUUGAACAAAUUGAUAUGCAAAUUAAUUCUGGUGAAUGUUGUGAUGAUAUCCCAUUGCAAGAUUAUCGUGUGACUUCAGAGGAACCUUUCUACUUAUAUGAGAUUACAGGCUUGUCAGCUGCCAGCACAUACUCUGUAACCGUUUCUGCAAAGACAGUGACUCUUGGUGAAGAAUCACGGGUGAUAGGUCACACAUUUCCUCCAAAAGCAAUUUUGCCACAGAAUGCACUAAUGGUUGUUAAAACAGAGAGUAGCAGCCAUAAUCCUGAUGUAGUAACCUUACAGAUGCAUCCUGCUGAGAGUAUCAGUGGUGUCAACAGGACAUACAUCCUCCUGCAUCUGAUCAAUGACUCAAGUACCCAACAGCCAUUUUAUGACAGCGAGUUAACUACAUUACUUAAGUCAAGAUUGACUGAAAAUUAUCAUCUCAUAUCAGAGUAUACACAGGAGGAGGUGGAGAACCAAUCUGUUGUCACAUUCCAUUUAAAGGAAAUGGGAUUUGUAUCAACAGAGAUUGAGUCCCAGAAAUAUGCACUUAUCUUGAUUCAGGACUACAUGGGAAACCAAAGCAUGGACGUUUUUAUAACAGAGGAAACAGGUUGAUGAAUUUGGCAUCAGUGUUAUAACACAAAUACUUACUUGUGCAGUGACUAUAUAGCUGUAACAAUAGAAUCUCUAAGCAUCUUUAAUAUGUGAGUUCAAAUAAGAUUUAAAUAAUUAUUCAAUUAUAUUGUACGAUUAUUUCAGUAAAAUAAAAAUUAUAAGGAAUUUA